AUGGGCACAGGACGCAAUUACAGCACGAUGCUGGGCCCAUGGUGGGGGACCCGGGCCAGCUAUAGUCCCCAGCAGGCAGGAUGGCCGGCGACAAGGAGCGGCCUGACCCUGGGAGUCUGCCUUACGGAGCUGCCCCGGAAGGACUGUACAGAAGCUCCUGGCCUGGAGCCACCAGCCACGUCCCUGUCCACGGUGGCCAAAGGCACAGGAACACUCAAAAGACCCACCAGCCUGAGCCGCCAUGCCAGUGCGGCGGGCUUCCCACUCUCAGGCAAUGCCACCUGGACCUUAGGCCGUGGGUACCGAAGCCCCCUUUCUGCCGCCAGUCCUGCAGAGCUACCCAUUGAGGGAUCUUUCCCUGAUGGGGUAGAAGACAUCUCAACCCUGCUGGCCGACGUGGCCCGCUUUGCUGAGGGCUUGGAGAAGCUCAAAGAGUUUGUGCUGCGGGAUGACCUCCUUGAAGCCCGCCGGCCACUGGCCCAUGAGUGCUUGGGUGAAGCUCUGCGAGUCAUGCGUCAGGUCAUCUCCAGAUACCCACUCCUGAACACCGUGGAGACACUCACAGCCGCUGGGACACUCAUUGCCAAGGUCAAAGCCUUUCACUACGAAUGCAACAAUGAAUCAGAUAAGAGGGAGUUUGAGAAGGCUCUGGAGACCAUUGCUGUGUCCUUCAGCUGCACUGUGUCAGAGCUCCUUUUGGGUGAAGUGGACAGCAGUACUCUCCUGGCCGUGCCUCCUGGGGACCCCAGCCAGUCCAUGGAGAACCUUUAUGGGGCCGGCAACGAGGGGCUCCCACACAGCGUGGAGGAAUGUGAAGAAGGUUGCCUGCCCCCGGAGGAGGUGGACAUGCUUCUGCAGCGCUGCGAGGGGGGCGUGGAUGCCGCACUGCAGUAUGCAAAAGACAUGGCCAGGUACAUGAAGGACCUCAUCAGCUACCUGGAGAAGAGGACCACCCUGGAAAUGGAAUUCGCCAAAGGUCUACAGAAGGUUGUCCAUAACUGCAGACAGAGUGUCACGCAUGAGCCCCACAUGCCUCUCUUGUCCAUCUACUCACUGGCCCUGGAACAAGAUCUGGAGUUUGGGCACGGCAUGGUGCAGGCAGCGGGCACACUGCAGACUCAGACCUUCAUGCAGCCCCUGACCCUGCGGCGGUUGGAGCACGAGAGACGCAGGAAGGAGAUCAAAGAAUCUUGGCAUCGCGCACAGAGGAAGCUGCAAGAGGCAGAGACCAACCUGCGCAAGGCCAAACAGGGCUACAAACAACGCUGUGAAGACCAUGACAAGGCCCGGCUCCAGGUGGCCAAAGCUGAGGAGGAACAACAGGGCACGGGGCCAGGAGCAGGGACUGCAGCCUCUAAGGCCCUGGACAAGAGGCGGAGGCUGGAGGAAGAGGCCAAAAACAAGGCUGAGGAGGCCAUGGCCACUUACCGCACAUGCGUAGCAGAUGCAAAGACACAGAAGCAGGAGCUGGAGGACACAAAGGUGACUGCGCUGCGGCAGAUCCAGGAGGUCAUCAGACAGAGUGACCAGACCAUUAAGUCGGCCACCAUCUCCUACUACCAGCUGAUGCACAUGCAGACGGCGCCGCUGCCGGUGAACUUCCAAAUGCUGUGCGAGAGCAGCAAACUCUAUGACCCUGGCCAACAGUACGCAUCUCACGUGCGUCAGCUGCAGCGGGGCGAGGAGCCCGACGUGCGCUACGACUUUGAGCCUUAUGUCUCCACCAGCGCCUGGUCCCCAAUCAUGCGUACACGGAAGGGCAGCUUCAACCCUGGAGAUGCUUCAGGACCCGAAGCUGCUGGCAGUCCCCCCGAGGAAGGUGACACCUCUGAGGGGGCUCCUAACAAGGACCACAGGGGGGGACGAGGUCACCAGGUACAUAAGUCCUGGCCCAUCUCCAUCUCAGACACCGAAGUCGUCCUGGACGCCAGCUCAGGGGACUUGAAGAAGUUCGAUCGAACAUCGUCCAGUGGGACCAUGUCAUCCAGUGAGGAGCUAGUAGAUCAGGAAGCCGGCUUGGUAGCUUCGGCCUUUGAUUCAGCUGACCUCAAUGGCAUGGACCCCGAGUUACCUGUGGCCAUGCCCAGUGGACCCUUCCGCCAUGUGGGAUUGUCCAAGGCAGCCCGCACACACCGACUUCGCAAGCUGCGCACGCCGGCCAAGUGUAGAGAGUGUAACAGCUAUGUGUACUUCCAAGGAGCCGAGUGUGAAGAGUGCUGUCUGGCUUGUCACAAAAAGUGUUUGGAGACCCUGGCCAUCCAGUGUGGCCACAAGAAGCUUCAGGGCCGCCUGCAGCUGUUUGGACAAGACUUCAGCCAGGCAGCCGGCAGUACCCCUGAUGGGGUGCCCUUUAUUGUCAAAAAGUGUGUCUGUGAGAUUGAGCGGCGGGCACUGCAUACCAAGGGGAUAUACCGGGUCAACGGCGUGAAAACGCGUGUGGAGAAGCUGUGCCAGGCCUUUGAGAAUGGCAAAGAGCUGGUGGAGUUGUCACAGGCCUCGCCCCACGACAUCAGCAACGUCCUGAAGCUAUACCUGCGGCAGCUUCCGGAGCCCCUCAUCUCUUUUCGCUUCUACCAUGAGCUGGUGGGGCUAGCUAAGGACAGCCUAAAGGCAGAGGCGGAAGCCAAGGCAGCGAGCCGGGGCCGGCAGGAUGGGUCCGAGAGUGAGGCUGCCACCUUGGCCAUGGUGGGCCGCCUACGUGAGCUCAUGCGGGACCUGCCAGCCGAAAACCGGGCCACACUCUUAUACUUGCUGAGGCACCUGCGAAAGAUCGUGGAAAUGGAGCAGGAUAACAAGAUGACCCCUGGGAACCUGGGCAUCGUUUUCGGGCCCACACUGCUGCGGCCUCGGCCCACUGACGCCACCGUGUCCCUCUCUUCUCUGGUGGACUACCCCCACCAGGCCCGUGUUAUCGAGACUCUGAUUGUCCACUAUGGCCUGGUCUUUGAGGAGGAGCCAGAGGAGGCACUUGGCAGCCAGGAGGGGGUGUCCACCCAGUGCGCCCAGCUGGAGACUGCUGAGGGCGUUGUCUUUCCCCUGCAGGAGGAUGCCGAGGACGGAAGCCGAGAAUCUCACGUGGCGUCCAAUGACUCGGACUCCGAGCUGGAAGAGGCUUCUGACGCGCUUUCAUCCUCGGACGCCAGCGCUCUGCACCGCCUUAGUUUCCUGGAGCAGACGGAGGCAGGCCUAGAGGAAGGUCCCCAGAGCCACAGUGGCAGCGAGGAACAGCUGGAGGGUGAGGAUGGAGCCCCGGGCCUGAGGCUGUGUCACUUCAACACCAACCAGUCCAACAACACAGCACAGGUCCCUCUGCCUGCCAUGCGGCUCCGAGAUGGGCAGAUCACAGGUAGCACCGGUUGGCAGCGGAGGCCACAGUUCGUCUGAGCUGGAUGGUGAUGGUGGGGUCCAUCAACUCACUGCCAGCCACUCUUAGGGGUCACUAUGGGCCCUUGACUUGGGGGAUUUCAUACAAAUGCCAAGAAACUUCAGGGACCUCAGGGACCCCUGGCGAGUACUCUGGACUCAGAUGGUCAAUGGUCCCCUUUGUGUGCUUGUGCGAGUGCAGCCACAGAUUCCCAUGAUGCCCUCAUCUCUCCCACGAGUGGGUGCAGCAUCGGAAUGCUGUGUGGUGGGUGCAGCAUUGGAACGCUGUGUGUUGGGUACAGUCCUGGCUUCUGUGUGCGGUGCUGGAGGUGGCUCUGGCCUCAGAAAUCUUGCAGGAGGCUGGACGUGGACAGACGGGUGGGGUACACAGUGGGUCUCUCCCAAGGAGCAGUGGAGGAAUUUUACA
Molecule: messenger RNA, 3790 nt
Organism: Arvicanthis niloticus (Nile rat)
Lineage: Eukaryota; Metazoa; Chordata; Mammalia; Rodentia; Muridae
Source: RefSeq, a predicted model, not a curated record